AUGAAGGCUUCAGUGAAGAUCCGCGACGAGCAGCAUCACCAGAACCCAUUCCUCCGAGCAAAGAUCCCAAUAAGCAUCUUCGGUCUACCCUUCACCUCCGCCGUCACUGCUGGAGACCCAUCAGACCUCAGCUUCAGCCUUCGCACCAGCUCCUCUUCUGGUCCUUCUCUCAGGCUCUUCUACAACCCCAACACCACCACCACCAACCCUUUCUCCCUCACCCUCAAGUCUGGUGUCGGCCUUUUCGGUUCUCCCAACAACUCCCCUCUCAUCAUGUCCGCCCAUUUUAAUCUCCUCGGAAACCCUAACCCUACUUUCUCCCUCCAAAUCAACCCUCAAUUCGGCGAUUUUUCUCUCAAGAAAACAACUCUCUCUGCUUCUAGUUCUACAUCUAUUAACACCAACGAUAAUUCUAAGGAGAAUGGGGGAACCCAUAUCAAUGGAUUGGCUUGGAGAGACUUGAGUGAAUUUCAUGCCCGCCCAGAUGGGUUUUUGUCUGGGGUUGCAGUGAUGGCGAAGACGGUUUUGCCGGUGACCAAACGGGCUGUGGUUAGAUUCCGGUGGGGUGUGAAUUUUCCCUCUGAUUUUGGCGGGAAGAAGUGGCCCUUUUUGACCUUUGAUAAGGUUGGGAUUGAGAGGGUUGAGCAGGAGCAGGAAGUAAAGUCCAAGAGCAGUGUUAGUAGUGAUUUGGGUGAUUUGGAGAUGUUGAAGGGUAUGUGUUUGUGGAUGGGUAGAGAAGUGGAGGUUUUGCAGAAGGAGAAUAGAGAGAUGAGGGACAUCUUCGAAGAGAUUAGGAGAUCAGGGGUUUCUUUGAGGAAUUAUCACAGGGAAAGUGAUCGUCCUGGGAAGAAGAAUCAUUUGACGUCUCCAGUUGAAAGUUCUAACGAGUUUGAGAGGUGGAGGAAUAAGAGGAACGGCAAUGGAGAAGAAAAUGGUCGGAGAGAAAUGAAGAAAUCCAGUGGUUCAGAAAGUCCUGUAGCCAAUGACGUUGGGGAGGAAUUGAAGAGGGCAAUCAAGGCUGCAUCCUCUUAG
Telopea speciosissima is the source of this 1032-nucleotide messenger RNA. RefSeq lists its product as uncharacterized. Lineage: Eukaryota; Viridiplantae; Streptophyta; Magnoliopsida; Proteales; Proteaceae. Bases 1 to 1032 code for a protein of 343 amino acids. The transcript has a single exon. The record is from RefSeq and is a predicted model, not a curated record.